Molecule: messenger RNA, 2152 nt
Organism: Cornus florida
Lineage: Eukaryota; Viridiplantae; Streptophyta; Magnoliopsida; Cornales; Cornaceae
Product: indole-3-acetic acid-amido synthetase GH3.6
Exons: 3
Coding region: 106-1914 (602 amino acids)
Cellular component (GO): cytoplasm
Molecular function (GO): indole-3-acetic acid amido synthetase activity
Source: RefSeq, a predicted model, not a curated record
CCUCUCUCUCCCUUUUAAUACAACUCUAGCUUACCCCAACUCCAUUCAUUCCCAUCUCUCUCUCUCUCUUUCUCUCGCUAAACAACAAACACUGCAAACAACACCAUGCCUGAAGCUCCAAAGAACACAGUGAACAAGAAAGCUCUUCAGUUCAUUGAAGAUGUCACAGCCAACGCCGAUCAAGUCCAGAAGCAAGUCCUGGCUGAAAUCCUCUCUCGCAACGCCCGCGUUGAGUACUUACAGCGACAUGGCCUUGGUGGCCAUACCGACCGAGACACCUUCAAGAAACUCAUUCCUGUCAUCAAGUAUGAGGAUGUUCAACCUCACAUCAACCGCAUCGCCAAUGGCGAUAAGUCUCCCAUCCUCUGCUCCCAACCCAUUUCAGAGUUUCUAACUAGCUCUGGGACAUCUGGUGGGGAGAGAAAAUUGAUGCCUACCAUUGAAGAAGAGCUGGAGAGGAGGUCACUGCUUUACAGUCUUCUGAUGCCUGUAAUGAACCAGUUUGUUCCUGGUUUAGACAAAGGCAAAGGAAUGUACUUUUUGUUCAUAAAAGCAGAGGCUAAGACUCCUGGUGGGCUAGUCGCUCGUCCUGUUCUCACUAGCUACUACAAGAGUUGCCAUUUCAAGAACAGGCCUUAUGACCCAUACACAAACUACACUAGCCCAAAUGACACCAUUCUUUGCCCAGACUCCUACCAAAGCAUGUAUUCCCAAAUGCUUUGUGGGCUAUGCCUAAGAAAUGAGGUCCUCCGGGUCGGUGCCGUUUUUGCCUCCGGCUUCAUCCGGGCAAUUCGGUUCCUAGAAAAGCACUGGAGCCUUCUGUGUAGAGAUAUCCGGAAUGGAACCAUUGAUCCCCAAAUUACCGACCCGUCGGUGAGAGAGGCUGUGAUGAAAAUCCUCAAACCCGAUCCAAAGCUUGCGGAUUUUAUGGAGGCCGAGUGUAGAAAGGAGUCAUGGCAAGGGAUCAUAACUAGGUUGUGGCCUAACACCAAAUAUGUGGAUGUUAUUGUGACAGGCACUAUGUCACAAUAUAUACCCACUCUUGACUAUUAUAGCAAUGGCCUGCCUCUUGUGUGCACCAUGUAUGCCUCCUCUGAGUGCUAUUUUGGUGUCAACCUUAACCCUAUGUGCAAACCUAGUGAAGUCUCUUAUACCCUCAUUCCCACCAUGGCCUAUUUCGAGUUCUUGCCUGUUCACAGAAACAAUGGUGCCGCCAAUUGCAUCACCAUGCCCAAAUCCCUUAAUGAGAAGGAACAGCAGGAAUUGGUUGACCUUGUCGAUGUCAAACUCGGACAAGAAUAUGAACUCGUUGUCACCACUUAUGCGGGACUUUAUAGGUACAGAGUCGGUGAUGUGCUUCGAGUGGCUGGAUUCAAGAAUAAGGCCCCCCAAUUCAACUUCGUUUGCCGGAAAAAUGUUGUACUAAGCAUUGAUUCCGACAAGACGGACGAGGUUGAGCUACAGAAUGCGGUGAAGAACGCAGUGAACCAUUUGAUGCCUUUUAAUGCAACUCUCAUUGAAUACACGAGUUAUGCGGACACUUGUACAUUCCCAGGCCACUAUGUUCUAUUCUGGGAGCUUAAUGUGAAUGGGUCGACCCCGAUCCCACCUUCUGUAUUCGAGGACUGUUGCCUGACAAUCGAAGAGACACUCAACAGUGUGUACCGCCAAGGCCGUGUCUCGGACAAGUCGAUUGGGGCUCUGGAGAUCAAGGUUGUUGAAGCAGGGACGUUUGAUAAGCUCAUGGACUAUGCCAUCAGCCUAGGUGCUUCAAUCAACCAGUACAAGACACCAAGGUGUGUGAAGUUUGCUCCAAUUAUUGAGCUCCUGAACUCAAGGGUGGUGUCUAACUACUUCAGCCCGAAAUGCCCAAAAUGGGUUCCUGGUCACAAGCAAUGGAGCAAUAAAAAUUGAAGGAUUAGGGGGAACCUAGCUUCAUCUGUUGUUCUUUGAUAGUUUCAUUGGAGGUCCAAAAAAGAACUGUUUUUGUGAUCAUUUUAGAACGAAGUCACAAAGUUUACCCUGUUAGAUUAACCCAACCCAUCUCUUUCUACCAGCUGCACUCUCUGUGUUUUAAUUUUUGUUAUUGUAACACUUAUUUAGUAUUAGGGACUUCAAUUUAGCUAUGUACAAAAACAGUUCCGGUUUCAAA